AUGGCUGCGCCUUUGGAACUAAGAGCCUGCAAAUCAUGCGCAAAGUCGAAGAGAAAAUGUGAUAAGCAGAUGUUGUCCUGCCAGAGAUGCAAAGACGCGGGCAUCGACUGCGUGUACCCACCGCCAAGGCAAUCCUCAUAUGUGCUAUUAAACGAUUGUCACUUGUCUAAUGAGGCUGCUGGCUUGCCAAAAUCCUCCGCCGGGAUUCGUGAGAUUGGAGAUGUUAAUACUGCAACACAAUCAUCGGCAGUUGAUCUCUCAACAUGGAAGAUCGAGCCAUAUCCUAUUCACAUUAAUCCAAACAUGAACCUGUUCUCUAGCUCCAUGCUGAAACGUUAUGUCUCGGUGAUCCAGCACUGGCUAAAGAGUUGGGUCAUGUCGGGCAGCAAUCCAUUCAUACACCCUCAGUUGUAUCGGACUCGAUUUCCAACCUGCGUUCAAGUUGCCUACACCACUUUAUCAGCCUAUAUUAACAGAACCGAAACCAAUUCGGAAAUCAUCUUGAGGAUAAUAGAGAGUCAAGCCAAUGAAUUGGUGAGCAACACAGACAUAAGCGUCAACGACGUGCUAGAAUCUCUCGACCCUUUGGAGCAUCUAGCUCGAGCCCACGCCUUGAUGGUGUACCAAAUUAUAUGCCUCUUCGAUGGCGAUAUCCGAUCGCGCCAUCUCGCUGAAGGCCGCGCCAACAUCUUGGUCCGCUGGGUUACGCAGAUGGUCGAAUGUGCCAGUAGCAGCCUAUACCUGCUGUCGUUAACGCUCGAUCCCCUCGAUCUCGUAGAAACUACUAGCCCAGUCAACCCAUCGAGCGUGACCGGCGGCACGGAGCAUCUAUGGCACACUUGGAUUCUGGCAGAAAGUAUACGGCGUACGUGGUUAACGGCUACGGGGCUACAAGCCUUAUACUUAACACUGCAACAAGGCUGGGCUUUUUGUCCUGGGGGCAUGAUGUUUACGACACGCCGCGGGGUUUGGGAAGCCAAAACGGCUUUUGCGUGGGAGAGAUUAUGUUUAGAGACGGACAUUGGAUUCAUUCAGAGAUUUGAGACGGAGAAGCUUUUUACAGAAGCCAGUCCUUUAGAAAUCGACGAAUUUGGGAAGAUGAUACUGGAGAGUACAUAUGGUACAGAACGAAUGGAGCGGUGGACUCAAUGA
Molecule: messenger RNA, 1152 nt
Organism: Trichoderma harzianum CBS 226.95
Lineage: Eukaryota; Fungi; Ascomycota; Sordariomycetes; Hypocreales; Hypocreaceae
Exons: 2
Coding region: 1-1152 (383 amino acids)
Biological process (GO): regulation of DNA-templated transcription
Molecular function (GO): DNA-binding transcription factor activity, RNA polymerase II-specific; zinc ion binding
Source: RefSeq, a predicted model, not a curated record